Molecule: messenger RNA, 1116 nt
Organism: Diorhabda sublineata
Lineage: Eukaryota; Metazoa; Arthropoda; Insecta; Coleoptera; Chrysomelidae
Product: zinc finger protein 470-like
Exons: 1
Coding region: 1-1116 (371 amino acids)
Source: RefSeq, a predicted model, not a curated record
AUGAAGGAGAAACUAAGAAAGGAAAAGAAAUUAAUAAAGGACGGAACAGAGAUAAAGAAACCAAAGAAAAUUGGAAGAGAAAAGAAAGAAAAGAAACGUAAACAGCGUAUUAGCGAAGAUCAUCCACCUGUCGGAGAAUUAGACGAACCGAUAAUAUGUGAUGUCUGUGAACAAACGUACAAAAAUAACGUGGCGUUCGCCUUACAUUCCAUAGUUCAUAGUGAAGACGGUAAAUAUCACUGCCAUUUGUGUUCAUAUAGAAACGCUUCAAAAUACCACAUAGAAAUGCAUGUUCGAGCCCACGAAGGUGCGACCAAAUAUAAAUGCGAAAUAUGUAAUAAAGCUUUCACCGUUAGUACUCACGCUUUAGAACACAAAUACUUCCAUACCGGCGAAAAACCAUUUCAGUGCGAAAUAUGUGGAAAACAUUUCAUGUUCUCUUGGUUUUUAGCGUCGCAUAGACGAACUUCACAUUAUGAAAUCCUAACAGGUAGCCCCCUAGUGAAAUUCGAUUGUACUAUUUGUAAUAAACAUUAUGCUUCCGCAUCGGGUUUGCGAAGACAUAACUUGAAAAAUCACAACGAAACCGGCGUAGAUACUUCCGUACUUUGCGAUAUUUGCGGUAAACAAUUGUCCAGUAGGGAAAAACUGAAAUUCCAUCAUCGCACUCAUACGGGUUAUAAACCGUAUGGAUGCCAAACGUGCCCUAAACAUUUUUCAAAAAAGGAACAACUCAUCGAACACACCAGAGUACAUACGGGCGAAAAGCCGUACGUGUGUAAAUAUUGUGCGAAAGCAUUUACCCAAAGAACUCCUCUAAGAAUUCACGAGAGAACGCAUACCGGCGAAAGACCAAAUAUUUGUCCUAUAUGUAGUAAAGGUUUCAUUUCGAAAACCGCCUUGGAAAGCCACAUCAGAAGUUGUUGUAACAAUUCACAAAUUUUAAUACCUGAAACUAUGCCGUUGCCUUACCAUUCUUUCUAUACUACAAACUCUAUAACUCCGAUGACUCCCGGUUCAGAGGUUUCGGAACUGGAACAUAAAUUUUCACUUUCUGAUGCUUUUCUUGAUCCCCGACAACACGUCGAUGUCAUAGGUCACAUAACUCCCAUGUAG